AUUUUAGCUAUAGAAGAAGCCCCCCCCUCAGGCGGCCCUAAUUAUCCUCCCCCCUAAUUAUCUAUUUUCUGCUACCCGCCACUCCAACUGCGUAACCCACUAUAACGAAGCGCGCAGAUCAGCGAAGUGGCAGCGAAGCUAGUUGCGAUACUUUGGCCGUCGUGAAGAGACGCGUCAAACGCUCAAGUGCACGCGUCAAGCCUUGCAGACUUGCACCCGCCCGUCCGCUUCCAGUUUGCAGACUUCCGCGCACCUUUCCAGCAGCAGUCACGUGGUCGACAAAACCGCCAGACUUGCACAUCGCCAUUGCCAACUUCACUUGCACUACUCCGGCAACGAGUCUCCCAGAAAGGAAAGGAAAGGAGAACGACUGGAGCCAGACGACCUUCUUUCCUUCCCGCAAUGAACGGCAACGUCAGUGGAUUCCGAGAAGUCGGCACCAGCUUCCGCUCGCCGCCGACGUUCCCCCAUGCGCCGCGGCAGGGGCAGCCGCCCUUCGAGCCGAAGCAAACGCCGGUGCCGGUGCCGGUGCCUGGUUUUCGGCACACGGCUCCUCCGCUUGUCACGUCAGACGUGCCUCAAGCGACCACGCGGACACCUCCUCCUCCUCUUCCUACCAACGGCCAGGACCAGGACCAGGAUACGAAGCUCUUCACGGACGAUUAUGCGAAGCUCUGCGCCGCCAUCAAGGACUGCGACACGGAGGCCCUCCAGCGCGCCGUCCGUGACAACUAUGAGAAAUGCCUCGUGGGGUCCGAGUACCAUUCAGCUUUCCUUAUGAACGUCGCCAUGCAUGGCGCUGACACCAAGAUCAUCCAGAGAAACCUUCGAGCCUUUGGCUCGAAAAUCAUCUCGGCGGGAAAGCACGAGUUAAUCGAUUGGAUGAGUCAAGCUGAAUUGGACGAGGUCGCUGAUAAGAUCAUCGCCAAGGCCAGCAACACUUUCCUCGACAAGGCCCUCGUGGUUCGCCUGCGCACCAUCGAGGCUCGCCGACUUGUCAACACCCUUGCGCGGGCGGAGCGGCUGGGCUACAACGCUGACGACAUUGUCGAGAACGAACAUGUCAUCCCGUCUCUGCAGGGCAACCCUUCUCUGCAACAGCAGCAACAUCAUCAGCAACUGCAGCAACAACAGGUCUCCACCCAGCCUCGAAUGUCGAUGCAGUACGCCGCUCCGUCGCCUGGACAUGCUGACCCGUCCAGCAUGAGGUGCCAGAAAUGCCAGCAUGUGUUCUCGGAGCAGGCCGCUUUCGGUUAUCACAUCAGGAAACAGAUAUGCACAAAGCCGGCGGCAGCCUCUGGCUCCGGUGGAGACAGAUACGUCUGCCCUCACUGCGUACAAAAGCUCGGAAGCUUGACUAGCCUGCAGUACCACAUGCUGAACAAGGUGUGCGGCGACUUUGGUGAGGUCCGCAGGGGGCAGAUCUUGGCUACCCAAAAGCAGUCAAACAUGAUCCAGCCGACGGGCAGCCUCAACCCUCCCACCAAACGACCGGCGCCGGACAUGAACCCGACCUAUAUAUCCUCCAGCAGCAGCAGCCCGGCGCCGCAACACUUCUCGGUUGCCCCAGCCGCGACGCCGACACAGACGCAGACACCCCGCGCGGCCCCGCCGAGCACGCAGACGCCCGGCAGUUCGCAAGACAAGCCUCUCGGCAUGCCAGAUGCCAAGGACAUGACUCAUCUGACGACUCAGCAAAUCGAAUCGUUGCGAGAGGAGCUCCGGGUGGCCGAGGAGACGUUCAAGCUCAAGAUCCUCGACACCAACAGACUGGGUGGAGACUCGGCCGAGGUCCAGAAGAAGCUGACGAGCCUGAAGAACUCGUACGCCUGCAAGCAGAGCACGAUCCGCAAGAGGUACGGAAUCAGGCUGCGGAAUAGACGCGGGCGUGAGGAGAUGGAACACGAACGCGUCAGGUUAGGCAUCCACAACGGCCUUACUCCCAGGACGGACCGGGAGAAUACGGACACACCGAGCAGGGACGUCCACGCGGCCAAGCGGGCUCGCAUCAACGACAACGGCGAGGCGACCACGACGACACAGGCCUCACGGCAAGGCACGCCGAUUGAGACGGUUGGCGUGACGGAGAUGGGCAACGGCCUUUCGGGGUCCAGCGCGACGGCGGCGAUGGAGGAUCCAACGUUACGGCUGUCGCAGGCAGCCCCCCGCGCAUCGCAGGGGGAGCACAGCCGGCCGUCGUCGUCAUACCAGCAGGGUAACUACCGCAUCGAGGUCCACGUGCCGAGCCCGUCCAAGGGGCCGAACACGAACCUGGACCCGAACGCGAACCCCGCGGCGGCAUCCAACGGCACGCCGGGCGGCAAGAAGACGACGACGCCGUCGGGAACGCCGUCGGGCAAGACGAUCACGGCCGAGCAGUUGCUGCUGCAGCUGCGCGGGACCUCGGGCGCCGCGGAAGACGAAGUGGAUAGCUCGUCGGACGAGUCGAGCACCGACGAAGGGGAAUGAAGAAGCCAUCGGACGGUCGUGGGUCUUUCCUUGAUGCGGGACAGUGGCAUCCACGGUUCGGGGGAUGUUCUUAAUGGUGGCAGAUGCAUUGCACGACCGCGCAUUCUCUUCAUCCCACGCUGCUUGUGGAAUUUGGCAAUACUUGCAGAUGGCUGCUGCCAGAUACCCAUUGAGCCAUUUCAUCGUCUCUUUCCUAUUCUUGUUCUUCCGUCUUUAGCCUUCUUCACCUGGGACGGCGGGCGUCGAUGCAUCAGAGGGCGGGACAAAACAGUUGUCUUCUUCACUUUUUUCCAUGGGUUUCAUUUCUUCGCGUUCAGUUUGGGACAGGGCGAAAAAGGGUCUAUGCGGAUGUCUUCAACCUUUUACUUCAUUCCAAUUUGGCAUUUGAGACUGGGGGUACGCACGCCCUAGCGGACAAGGAUUUCUCAUCAUGGUGGCACAAUGGCGGUCUUGUUGGCGUUUAUUUUAUGGGUUUUUGGAAGGAGUUCAUAGCACGUCAAGGGGGGAAAUCGAAGUAUAGAUACCUAGGGGCUUUAUCAAACCUGAGCUUCUUUUCCU
Molecule: messenger RNA, 3027 nt
Organism: Colletotrichum destructivum
Lineage: Eukaryota; Fungi; Ascomycota; Sordariomycetes; Glomerellales; Glomerellaceae
Exons: 4
Coding region: 403-2469 (688 amino acids)
Source: RefSeq, a predicted model, not a curated record